This is a messenger RNA of Phytomonas sp. Hart1, 1953 nucleotides long. The record is from the annotation of a GenBank genome assembly. Lineage: Eukaryota; Euglenozoa; Kinetoplastea; Trypanosomatida; Trypanosomatidae.
UUAGGAUCAAUUAAUUAUCACUGAUUGUUGCGUCCUUGACGUCUAUUCAUAAUAGUUUGAAAGCAAUCACACACGCCCCAGGUUUUCGUAGUUGUAAUGGGUGUUACUCGAACAAUUAAAAAAAAGGGUCCGGCCCUCGUGUCAAUUCUGGAGACAAGGUUACCGUGCACUGCACUGGCUACGUAGUGGAUGGGAAAAAAGAAUUUUGGUCCACCAGGAAGGACAAUCAGCCAUUCGACUUUAUCGUUGGUGCUGGUCAUGUUAUCAAAGGGUGGGACGAAGGGGUAGUGCAGAUGCACACCGGUGAGGUAGCUGAGCUUCUCGUGACGUCCGACUGUGCGUACGGUAUUCAUGGAUUUCCGGCGUGGAAUAUACCAUCCAAUGCGGAUUUGAUCUUCGAGAUAGAAGUUUUAAACACUACGGCUGAUUGAUAUUAGAAGUCAUAUGCUUUAUAAAGGGUAGGAAAAUUGAAUAAACGAGACCAUCUGGCAUGUUUCUAUCUUAACUUCCUUUUUUUGUUGUUGUUUCGAGGUUCUAUGUGAAGAAAUCAUUCCUUUCCCAAAUUUCCUUUUAUUGGCAUAACUGUCUCCGCCUUUAUGUGCCUCAAAACAUUGAUACACCCAACUGAUUCUAUGCUACUCUCUUAGGAAUUUUUAAUAAUCAGAAAGUAACUUUUUCAUUAUUUUUUCCUAAAGAAAAGCUGCAUGUGUGAAGAAAAAUAAGGCAUUACAUCUAAAAAUAGUUCUAAAAACAAAUUGUUCACUCAUAUUGUGUUUUCUUUGGUGAAAAGUAUAAACCAUGACGAUUAAGUAUUCAUUGGUUAUUCCAACCUACAAGGAGAAUGGAAACAUAAAGCCUCUUUGCAAACGUGUUUUCAAAGCUCUUGAGAGCUAUAACUUCAAACUUAAUGAAGUGGAAAUGCUUUUUGUUGACGACAACUCUCGUGACGGCUCCGUUGAAAUUGUUAAUGAGUUAAAGAAAGAGGGAUUUAAUGUCCGUAUCGAGGUGCGUACCACCGAGCGCGGUCUCAGCAGCGCUGUUAUUUAUGGACUAAAAAAUUCAUCUGGUGAUCUUAAGCUUGUAAUGGAUGCAGAUUUGCAGCAUCCACCAGAAUCUGUACCAGCACUUUUUAAGUGUUUAGAAAAGGAUGAUAAUCAAUUUGUGUGUGGAACUCGCUAUGGCGUGGGCGCAUCGAUUGACAAAAAUUGGCCACUUUAUCGUCGCAUCAUCUCAUCCACAGCCCGUCUUAUGGCCCGCCCUUUGACAACACUUUCCGAUCCGAUGUCUGGAUUCUUUGCCAUUCGGAAGGAAUGCUUUGAAUUAGGGCUCAAGGAUAUUGAUCCCAUCGGUUAUAAAAUUGCAUUAGAGCUUUUUGUGAAAUGUCACGUGGCUCGGUACGAUGAAGUGCUCUUUAACUUUUCAACAAGGAGUUUUGGAGAGUCGAAGCUUACUGGUAAAGUAUUCUCUGACUAUAUAAAGCACUUGCAUAGACUCUAUUCUUACAAAUUCGGGGUUAUGUACUAUUCGGUGUAUUUCAUGUGUGCAUUGAUUGCAUUCCGACAAAUCUGUGUGUUUUGCAACAACAUUUCUAUAAAAAGAGAUUAAUUAUGUCAUCGUUUCUUUCAUCCUCAAAAACGUAGACAAUAUAUACAUAUAUUUAUGUAUAUAAUUAAUAUUUUUAUUUUGGAACUUCAAGGACAAAUUCCAUGAUCCUUUUUCCCGAUUUGGGGUGUUGAGGGCGGAAAAUAAGAUCAUACCAUAUCUGAAGCUCCUCAAGAGGUUCUACGUGACACAGAUUUCAUGUAUCUAAUCUUUGCGUAAUAAACUAGAUCGACGUUCGAUGAGUUGGAUUCCUAUGUCUAUGUGCAUAAUUCCUUUUUGUGUGUAUAAUGUCCUACAGUAAUAGCAGUAUCGCUUUCCUAACCUUUUUUUUGUUACAGUUUAAUUUUUCAU